AUGUUCACAUUUCUGGUGGGAAAAAACCACAAGCCUUUUAACAUCCAUUCCGAGCUUCUUCGGACGCAAUCACCCCCACUGCAUGCCUUGAUGAACAACGAUCAGAUGGAGGAGUCUCGUGUAGGCGUUGCAGUCCUAGAGGACGAUGAGGUUGAAGUCUUCAAUGCAUUUUGCCACUAUGCCUACACAGGAGUCAUCCACUCGCCAGUAAUUGCUCUACAGACUGUUUAUCCAGACCAGUCAGGUGACGCGACAAUGGAAGAUAGCGAUGAAGACGACGAGAACAAGCAGAAAGCCAAACCGAUCUUCAGUUCGCGAAAUCUGAAGUUUUAUGCUCAGCUGUACUUCUUCGCAACCAAGUACCUUUUUGAGGACCUCCGGGCAUGCGCUCGCCACCAUGUAUGGGAGAUUUUAACCGAUGAUGAUGGUUUCGGUGGAAACGCGGCCGUGUAUUUGGACUUUCUCAAAUACGUAUAUGAAAAUACAUCGUGCGACGAACCUGGUGGCUCCUUGCUUCGGAUAACAGUAACCAGUUUCAUCUCGGAUUACCUGACCCGUGCUGACAAGAAAUUGCCUUUCGAGGAGCUCUUUCUCUCUGGUGGGGAGGUCACUCGAGAUGUGGUAUAUAGAUUACUAGCUACUAUUAACGAUACUGGGAAGGAAUCUGACUCUGAUUAA
Molecule: messenger RNA, 678 nt
Organism: Aspergillus affinis
Lineage: Eukaryota; Fungi; Ascomycota; Eurotiomycetes; Eurotiales; Aspergillaceae
Product: BTB/POZ domain-containing protein
Exons: 1
Coding region: 1-678 (225 amino acids)
Molecular function (GO): protein binding
Source: RefSeq, a predicted model, not a curated record